Messenger RNA from Pungitius pungitius (ninespine stickleback), 2458 nucleotides. RefSeq lists its product as uncharacterized. NCBI's taxonomy places the organism in Eukaryota, Metazoa, Chordata, Actinopteri, Perciformes, Gasterosteidae. The record is from RefSeq and is a predicted model, not a curated record. The coding region runs from base 14 to 1723 and encodes 569 amino acids. The transcript is spliced from 7 exons.
GUAAGGCAACAACAUGGAGGGGCCUACGUUCAGCUUCGCACCCGAGCGGCACUGGACGGUGGAUAAAGAGAAGGAGCUCAUUGAGUUUUUCUCCAAGCACAGCUGCUUGUGGAACCACAAAUCCGAGGGCUACAAGAACCGCCAGCUCCGGUGGGAAACCCUGGAACGUCUGAGGUGCCUCCUGUCCGCUCGCCACCCUCCCGCUCCUUUCACAGUGGAAGACCUCAAGAACAAGUUCAAGAACCUCCGCACCACUUUUCAGCGGCAGUACAAAAUGAUGAAGGCCAGCGAGGUGUUUUCCCCGCAGUGGAAGCACUACGAGCAGAUGAUGUUCCUGCAGGACUGCUGGGACGUGGACGGCGGCCCGGAGGAGAGGCCGCCCUCGGCGCCGGAGGAGAAGCCGCCGGAGGAGAGCCCGACCGUCAGCCCGGCCGCGGUGCUGGGCGACCCCAGCACCCAUGACGUGUCCACCUGCUCCUCGUCCUCCUGCGUGGCCUCCAACGCGCCGCUGAAGUGUUUCUGGACUGAAGAGAGAGAGCGCGCGCUGAUAGCUUUCUACUCUGAGCACAGCUGCCUCUGGAAGAAAAAGUCCGAAAACCACAACAACCGUCUGCUGAGGCUGAAGCUGCUGGAGGCUGUGAAGAGCCAGCUGUCCGACGACUCGGUGCCGUUCUCAGUUGAAGACGUGAAGUGCAAGUUCAAGAACCUCCGGACCAUUUUCAACCGGGAGUACAAGGCGGUGCAGGCCAGCAAGGGGGGCGACAAGCUCCACGUGUCCAAAUGGAAACAUUACCAGCAGCUGCUCUUCCUCUGCGAGUCCUGCGACGAAGACGAAGGCACGGACGACCUGCCGGUACCGCCGCCCCGGGAAGACCGGGACCUGGCUCCCAGAAACCAACCCCCCCCCUCCGCCCCAAGCGGCUCUGCCCAAAUCAAGUUCAGGGACCCCGCAGACAUCAAAGCCAGCAGCGGCGCCCCGCUCAACGCCCCCGCGUCCUCUACCCCGCAGGACACCCAACCCUGUGCCGGCCCCUCCCCCCUUCGGUCCUCCGGUUCGGUUCAGGCCGACAGCAAGCGGAGAGCCGACCCCCGCUGCCACUGGAGUGAGGCCAAAGUUCAGCAGCUCAUAUGGUUUUACUCCGAGCACAGCUGUCUGUGGAACCACAGGUCCGAGAGCUACAAGAACAAGCUGUUGAGACAGAGCCAGUUGGAGAAGCUGAGCAGCAUCCUGUCUGACGACGGGUCGCCGCCGUUCUCAGCGGAAGACAUAAAGACAAAGUUCCGUAACCUGCGGACCAUCUUCCAGCGUGAGCACAAGGCGGUGAGCUCCAACAAGACCUGCGGGUCGGAGGACUUUCACCUCCCCAAGUGGAAAUACUACUACCAGCUGAUGUUCCUCUGCGAGCGGCCCGAAGACCCCCACGCAGCACACAUCCUGGAAACCCCUCCCUCGCCCACUCCCCCGGACUCCCAGCACUCCUCGCCCUCCUCCUCCCCACCAAGGCAAUCGUCCCCCGCCGACAGCAGCGUGUCGGGAGGACGCAAGCGGGCGCCCUCCGGCGAGGGGCCGGGCGCGGCGAGGACGCUCUGUCAGAGCCAGGCGCCGCACGCGGGCUUCCUGAAGUACGUGGAGGAGUGUCUCAACGAGACGCCGGCGGACAAAGUGAAGAAGCUGAAGAAGAUGAUCAUCGAGACGAUCCACAGCGCGUCGGAGGAGGCUUAGUGUUUCACGUCUCUCACUGGGCUUUUGUUUUGUCAGCACAGUACACAUGGUGCUCACCUUUAGUGUCCAGUCAUCAAUGUUUUCACUAUGGUGCACCUGUAGGCAGGUUUUUAGAGGGACGGUCAUACACAUGCAAAGAAGUGUUUAUAUUAAUAACUUUAUCUCUUGAUCAUAGAUUUAGAAAGACAUUCUCCAUCCUAAAAACUGUUUUGCAGAAAGACUGCACCAAACUGAUAUGGACAGUGAAGGUGGCGCAUGGGCGACUCCUGGCUGUGUGAGGGGUCCCUGAGCAGGAUACCAAACCCCCGAUGGCUCCCCAGGUAAAAUGUAAACCACCUGAGCCACGUCUGCACCCAAAGUUUCUUAAAUUAGCACCACCUUUGCCUCGCCCGCGUCCUCUCCUUGUGUCGCUCCAGUAGAAGGGGGGUGAGGGGAUGUUUUUGGAUUUCGAGCCCUGUAAAGGUAGAGAAACAUUUCACCUUCGUUCCCUGUCCUUAGCAUUUGUUUUUUGUUUGUUGUUAAUUUUCACAGUUAAAAAGGGCUGCAUCGACCAUAAAAUGUUAAGAAUUCUGUUGUAAAAUAAUUUUGUGGUAAAAUACAGAAACUGAGACAUAACAUCUGAGCUGGAAUGGGCGUUUUUAUGUAUUAAGUAUGUCAGUCUGAACAUGCUAUUUACCUUUUCUUUGAUCGGUAACAUGUGCAGGGGGGUAUUGCACAAAAGUAGAAUAAAGAAAU